Molecule: messenger RNA, 2427 nt
Organism: Branchiostoma belcheri (Belcher's lancelet)
Lineage: Eukaryota; Metazoa; Chordata; Leptocardii; Amphioxiformes; Branchiostomatidae
Exons: 11
Coding region: 1-2418 (805 amino acids)
Molecular function (GO): carbohydrate binding
Source: RefSeq, a predicted model, not a curated record
AUGCCUGACAGAUCAUACCACCGUGACCACGGCCGAGGCCCAAAACUUCAGUUGAAGGAGGAGUUUGUCUCCACCUGGAGCCGAGAGGGUACAGGCAGAAAACCCCUCAAGGACUGCAUGGUCGUCACGUGGGCAAAGGAAGACAUCCGCGUGAAGGAGAGCAGGCGCAGGAGGCCGAAGCAGAGCGCGCAUCCAGCUGCAGGGCGCGGCCAGAAGAAAACUCAACGGGCCACAGCGCUGGACAAGCCGGCAUCGCAGCCACCGGCGAAGAGGCAGACCACCCAGUACCCACCCAGACCCCUUCAGGUCAAAGACUUAGUAGCUGUCGCAUUCAAAGAGUCUUUGUACCUAGGAUAUGUGACUAAGGUGAACGCUUGGUUUCCGAUGAUGACGUUCCAGGCCAUGUACCGAGGGGUGCUCCUCAUACUGGCUGUGGGAGGAACUGCAAUCCUCCAGUCGUCUGCUGCUCCUGAGAAAAGGGAUCUGUCAGUUGCAGGGAAGGCUGAAUCCUUCAUGGAACGACUGGAAGGCUGCUCCGGUGGAUACCGGAUGCGUAACGGUGUCUGCUACAAGGCCUUCAACACACGAAAGAACUUUCACGAUGCGUCUUCGACAUGUGUGGCUGAUGGAGGGACCCUCGCUAUGCCGAAGGAUGCCGGUACCAAUGCCUUCCUCCUCUCCCUGAAAAACGCUGUGCACAGGGCUGGCUGGUUCUGGUUCGGCUUGGUGGAUCAUCACCAGGAGGGACGCUGGGAGUGGAUAGAUGGGACACCCCUAGGCUUCAGGGCAUGGGGCCCAGGAGAACCCAACAACGCAGGCGGCGAGGACUGCGCCGAGUACUUCCCUACAGCAUGGAACGAUGCGCCGUGUUCUAGGACUGACAGAAAAUUCAUCUGCCAGAAAAUCCCCACAGGUUGUCCAGGUGGUUAUAUUUAUCAUCAACCCAGUCGCCAGUGUUACAAGGCCUUCAACGAGAAGAGAACAUACAGCGGUGCUGUUGCGAGGUGUUCUGCAGACAGGGGAACCCUUGCCAUGCCCCGCGACACCGCCACCAACAAGUUCCUCAUCUACCUGAAGAAUGCCGUCGACAUCAACGGUUUGUUCCGUUUCGGACUGACUGACAACCACCGGGAGGGAGGCUGGAAGUGGGCCAAUAACAUUCCUCUGGGCCCCUUCAAGGCAUGGGGUCCAGGAGAACCCAACAACUAUGCAAACGAGGACUGUGCCGAGUACAACGCUGGGAUUGUCGCGGCCCCAUACUCAUCCAUUAAGAACAUGUGGAAUGAUUUCGAGUGUUCAAAUGCCAACAGGAAGUUCAUCUGUCAAGUCUCGCCAGUUACAUGUCCGGCGGGCUAUCGACCUUUCCAGCAAAACUGCUUCAAGGCCUUCCCCCAAACCAAACCUGACUACACCUGGGCCAUGAAGGCCUGCCAGGCAGAAGGCGGUAGGCUGGCCAUGCCGAAAGACGCCGCCACUAACGCGUUCCUGGUCCAGCUGAAGAAUGCGGUACGAAACGACGCCGCUUUCUACAUCGGACUGAGUGAUCAAAACGCCGAAGGACAAUGGCGCUUUGCUGACGGAACUGCAUUAGGUUCCUACAACAACUGGAACCCCGGGGAACCAAAUAAUGUAAGGAAUGAGGACUGCGCCACUUUGCUGCCAGGAUAUGGAGGCAAGUGGAACGACUUGUCUUGCUCCAGCAAUCUACGGUACAUCUGCCAAGUUUCACCAAUCAGGCCUGGAGGAACCUCGGGGCUACGUCGAGUCUGUGAACACCAAACACUGACCAUCAGUUGUCCUGCUGGACGACAGAUCAACAUCGUGUCUGCCCUGUACGGCCGGACCUCCCGUGGCUUUUGCCCCAGCAGCCAAAUCCGCACCACCAGCUGCCGAAGCCCCAACAGCCAGGUUUGGGUCAGGGGAAGCUGCCAGGGAAGGUCCAGCUGCUCUGUGAGGGCCUCCAACAGCGUGUUUGGGGAUCCUUGUUAUGGCACCUUCAAGUACCUGGAAGUGAGCUAUACUUGCAUCGCAUGUUCUGGAAAGAGGGAGAUGCCUGACCCAGGGGAGCCUGAUUCAUGGCCAGAGGAGCCUGGGAUAGGAGAGGCUGACCCACAGGAGCCUGAGAUAGGAGAGCCUGGCUCACAGGAGCCUGAGAUAGGAGAGCCUGGCUCACAGGAGCCUGAGAUAGGAGAGCCUGGCUCACAGGAGCCUGAGAUAGGAAAGCCUAGCUCACAGGAGCCUGAGAUAGAAGAGCCUGGCUCACAGGAGCCUGAGAUAGGAGAGCAUGGCCCACAAGAGCCUGAGAUAGGAGGGGCAAACGAAGUCCGAGAGGAGGACAUGUUGGAGAAGGCUCUGGAGAUGCUGGAGAAUGAAGUCCGCGCUGAAGAAGACAACUUGGAGUACGGCCUGGAAGAGUGACACCUACAG